ACUUAACCCUUUUACAACUCAACUUUACCCAGGGGGAAGCGUAUCAGAAGGUGAAAGCCCCGCACUGACGGAGCCGCCGCCAUGUACGCUAACAACGUGAGCAACCUAGACCAGAUCCUGUCGUCACUGCAGUGUUACCCCCAAAGUUCUCGUGUACGUGGAGACGUGUACAAUCUACUUGGCCAGAUCCCGUCGCUGCAGCCCAAUUGCGGCACAUUCGCUCAUAAUGACGGCACAACCAGCACUUUGCUCAAUCUGGAGGGUACUAUCCCCAUUUUCUAUCGAGGCAAUCAGUACAACAUCCCUGUCGAGUUUUGGGUCGUAGAGGCGUAUCCAAUGUCCCCACCCGUGUGUUUUGUUCGUCCUACCGCCGACAUGAUGGUCAAACCGGGCCACCCACACGUAACCAGCGAUGGGUACGUCAAGAUCCCGUACACAAGCGACUGGCGGCCGGAUUUUACGAUGCUGGAGCUCGUGGCGCACAUGUGCAGUAUCUUCGGUAAUAUGCCGCCAGUAUUCCGUCGGCCAGCGUCCUCCAGACCGCAGAACAGAGCCAACGGCAGCGCAUCUGCAGCCACUAGCGGCACAGGCGGAUACUUCCAGCAGGGUUCGUAUGCACAGUCACAUCCACCACAGCCGUCGCCGUAUUAUUCUUCGCAGUUCCAGUCCCAUUCACGACAGGAAAGUGAAGAAAUUUCACUCUUUGGGAGCAGUCAACAGUCUCUGGGAGCGUCGUCCUUGUCGAAUUCUGGGGUGUAUACUGAGGUGAGGCCUGAAGAGCGUGCGGCCGCGUUGAAAGUCGAAGUGACGGGUAAAAUCCAGAUGCAACUGGAGAAAAUAUUCAAACGCGUGCGAGACGACAUCGACUUGCAGUUCGAGCAUGAAGUACAAUUGACACAGUCACGGGAAAAUGUAGAGCGUGGACUGCAGUCGUUGCGCUUUCUACGGGACGAUAUUACCCGAGCAAAAAGUGUGGUGGAGACACAGGAUCAAGAGGUAACGGCGUGGCUGGAAGAGUACGAGGGGAAAGAUACAGUGGAUCCAGACACGAUCUUGGUCGAAGGCGAUGCGCUGUCAAAACAGUACGGUGUUGUAUAUUAUUUUUUAUGGAUAUAAGAUCUUAAUUCUAUGCUGUUAUGUGGUUGUAACAGGAUGAUCAAGACGUUGGCGGAGCAUUACGCGAUCGAGGACGCACUGUACUACAUGGACCGCGCGUUGAGCAACGACGAGAUGGAGUUGUCUGUGUUCCUCAAGGAGGUACGGAAACUCUCGCGAAAGCAGUUCAUGUGCCUGGCACUCGUGCAGAAAAUACACGCUAAACAGCAAGAGCUGGCGGCAUCCUCAUACUAUAGUAGUCCACCAAGUUAAACCGGCAAAAAGGUAGUCGUAGAACUCAUCAACAUCAAGAAUUGACGAACUCCACGUGCUCCUAACGUCUUUAUUUACAUGAUGUGAGAUUCUUCCUACCAGCGAAAAAGUCGGAGCUGCCUUCGCCUCCUGUAACUCUACUCUUCCGUGCAGGUUCAUCUGGUAUUUGGCCUUCCAGCUCCUCAUAAAGAUCCCAGAAAUCCGACGACAUACUCUCAGUUCGGUGCUCGGUCUUCCAGUCUCCUAUCUUGAGCCACCCUCCUCUACGACUGCAGCUGUCUUUAAGUCCCAGAACCACUUCACACGUCUCCGGGUCAUCCAUUUUCAAGCAUGCACCCAAAUGUACACGGCACGCACCACUGAGACCGAUAAGCUCGAUUGGUAACACUGUGAUGUUACACCCGUCCAGUAACAGUGUACGCAGCUUGGAGAGUUCUGCAAACUCUGGAGGUACUGGUGAAUUAAUUGGGUUUUCACCAAGAUCCAAAAUUUCUAAUGCCAAGCAACGUGCGAGUUGCGCAGGGAUCUCCUCGAACUUAUUGCGACGAAGAUUUAGAUGUGCGAGUGCAAACAUUUGAGCAACUUCAGUUGGUAGUUCACUGAUGUUGUUGCUAUUCGCGUCGAGUUUCACCAGAUGCACGAGGUUUUUCAUACUUGGUAGAGAUUUCAACUCGUUUUGUUGCAAUUGCAAAACUUCAAGGUGGCAUAAAUUGUCAAAUGCUGGAAGUGAUUCAAGAUUAUUCACUUGAAGCAAUAAUCGCCGUAACUUUUUCCAUCGUAAUAAUUCGGUUGGGAGUUUCGUGAGUUGAUUGUUGCUCACAUUGAGUUCAAGCAGUUCUGGGAGGAUACUCACUGGUUUCCCGAGUUCUGUGAGUAAAUUGUUGUACACGUUGAGAAUUCGCAAUUUCAUGCAAAAGCCAAUACUUUCAGGAAGUUUUGCAAUCUGGUUACGAUUAGCACGAAGAAUUUCAAGCGAUUCCAGUUUCCCCAGAGAUUCAGGCAACGCAGUGAGUUGGUUACUCGCAACUUCCAAUACGCGUAGUUUUGUGAGUUUAGUCAACGAGUCUGGAAGCACAGCGAUGAUAUUCUUUGACAGAAUGAGAACCUGAAGUGCCACUAGCGCGUCGAUCUCCUUGGGCAACACUGAAAUAUCGUUGCAUUUCAGAUUGAGCUCCGUGAGAUGUGGCAUUGAGAAAACAAUCUCCGGGAUGUUGUGUAAGGGGAGCAAACCAUGUUUUGUCAACGUGCCCGUUGGUACACCGGAUCCUUCACGAUCCACUGUGGACGUAAGCUCCACUCGGCUCGUUUUCGACAUUUCCAGCACAAUUGUUUGGAUUUUCUGGUUGAUCUCCGUGUCUAACCGCACUGUAUGCCGCAUUGUCAACUUGCGCUUUGAUUCCCCAUUCGGAAGAGGAGGUUUCGAAUUGUUUCCUGGUUUUGUCGUAGGAAUCACGCUGGUGGUUGCAAAUCUACUGGCUUUGGGGUCAUUCUUGCCAAUUGAAACCGCGCUUCCCAUUGCCGUGAGCAGCACACUCUACUUUGCCACGGCAAGCCGCGGCUGCACGUGUAAGUUGGUAGCUCUGUUCUUUGGCUGGUAGAAAUUGAGAGCGACGUCAGGUUUGUCCUGAGGAAGGACGCAGGGUCUGCUAUUUAUAUUAGAAAGUAAGGCAUUAAACAUCACGUAACAAGGAAUGGCUAAUGUUAGCGCCAUGAUAGCUCAGAAAAAAAAGCAA
Messenger RNA from Phytophthora nicotianae INRA-310, 3101 nucleotides. RefSeq lists its product as hypothetical. Bases 82 to 1116 code for a protein of 344 amino acids. Gene Ontology annotation, biological process: protein transport; protein modification process; endosome to lysosome transport. The transcript is spliced from 3 exons. The record is from RefSeq and is a predicted model, not a curated record. Gene Ontology annotation, cellular component: ESCRT I complex. Gene Ontology annotation, molecular function: ubiquitin binding. Lineage: Eukaryota; Oomycota; Peronosporomycetes; Peronosporales; Peronosporaceae.